CGGUUGUUGACGGCGCGGCGGCGAUCGCCGUUACUCGGCGCGGAGCUGGGGCGGCGAGCGGCCGCCGCCUUCCUCUCUCUUUUCUCCUCUUCCUCCUCCGCCCUCCCCUCCAGCAGCCCCACCGAGGCACUUUCCCUUCCCUCGGGCGAUGCGUGCUGCGCCGGCGGCCGGCCCGAAGUGAAGGAGCGAAGCCUUCGCCUUUGCCGUCCUCCCUCCUCCUCUUCCUCUUCAUCCUCCCGGCUCCCACCUGCAACCGGCGGGAUGGGCGAGUGCGGAGCCGCCGGCGACGUGAACUCCAACGUGCUGCUGGCCCCCAGCACCGGCGACGCGCAGCUGGACAAGGCUGUGUGGCAGUGGCUGAGCUGGGACAAGAACCAGAGCACCAGGGCGCAGGUGCAGGAGCUGCUGCGGGCAGGGCGGGCGCCGGAGCUGCGGGCCAGGCUGUGCCGGGCGCUGAGCUUCGGCACCGCCGGGCUGAGGGCGGCCAUGGGCGCGGGCUUCAGCCGCAUCAACGACCUCACCGUCAUCCAGGCCACCCAGGGCCUCUACAGCUACCUGGAGAGGACCUUCCCUGACCUGAGGCAGAGAGGCUUCGUGGUUGGCUACGACACCAGGGCCCAGGCUGCCUCCAGCUGCAGCAGCCAGAGGUUGGCCAAGCUGACUGCUGCAGUGCUGCUGUCACAAGGGGUCCCUGUCCACUUCUUCUCCACCUAUGUGCCCACUCCCUUUGUGCCCUACGCAGUGCAGCAGCUGCAGGCCGUGGCUGGGGUCAUGAUCACAGCCUCCCACAACAGGAAGGAGGACAAUGGCUACAAGGUCUAUUGGGAGAAUGGAGCCCAGGUGACCUCUCCCCACGACAAAGAGAUCCUGAGGUGCAUGGAGCAGUGCCUGGAGCCCUGGGCUGGCUCCUGGGAUGAGAGCCUGGUGGAGAGCAGCCCCCUGAGGCAGGACCCCCUGCAGGCCAUCUGUGACUCCUACAUGCAGGACCUGACCAAGCUCUGCUACCACAGGGAGCUGAACCAGCAGAGCCCACUCAGGUUCGUGCACAGCUCCUUCCACGGCGUGGGCCACCGCUACGUGCAGGAGGCCUUCCGAGCCUUCGGCUUCCCUCCCCCCAUCGCCGUGCCCGAGCAGCGGGACCCCGACCCCGACUUCCCCACCGUCAGCUGCCCCAACCCCGAGGAGGGAGAAGCUGUCCUGGAGCUGGCACUGAGGCUGGCAGAGCAGGAAGGUGCCAGGGUGGUGCUGGCCACGGACCCUGACGCCGACAGGCUGGCGGUGGCCGAGCAGCAGCAGGGGGGCAGCUGGAAGGUGUUCUCGGGCAACGAGCUGGCAGCGCUGCUGGGCUGGUGGCUGCUGAGCUGCUGGAGGAGCAGAGCCCCCCCGGGGGCACAGCCCUGCCAGCUCUGCAUGCUGGGCACAGCUGUGUCCUCCAAGGUGCUCAGGGCCAUGGCACAGCAGGAAGGCUUCCACUUCGAGGAGACGCUGCCAGGCUUCAAGUGGGUGGGCAGCAGGGCGAAGGCUCUGCUGGAGGCUGGCCGGGAGGUUCUCUUCGCCUUCGAGGAGUCCAUCGGGUUCAUGUGUGGCACCUCAGUGCUGGACAAGGAUGGGGUGAGUGCGGCUGUGGUGGUGGCAGAGUUGGCAUCGUUCCUGCAUGCCCAGGGCCUCAGCCUGGCACAGAAGCUCACUGAGGUCUAUGAGAGGUACGGCUACCACCUCUCCAGGACCUCCUACUUCCUGUGCCACGACCCCGGCACCGUGCAGGGCAUCUUCGAGCGGCUGCGCAACUUCGGCGCCCCCCGGACCUACCCCGGGCGCUGCGGAGCCUUCGGCGUGCGGCACCUGCGGGACCUCACCCGCGGCUACGACAGCAGCCAGCCGGGGGGCAAGGCGGUGCUGCCAGCCAGCAGGAGCAGCCAGAUGCUGACCUUCACCUUCCAGAACGGUGCUGAGGCCUCGCUGCGCACCAGCGGCACCGAGCCCAAGAUCAAGUUCUACGCAGAGCUCUGCGCCCAGCCCGGCCACAGGAGCAGGCAGGAGCUGGAGGCAGAGCUGGAGCAGCUGAUCCAGGCUUUGAUCGAGGACUUCCUGCAGCCAGCCAAGAAUGGCCUCACCUGGCGCUCCCCUUAGCAGCUCCUGGGGGGGCAGCUGCUGGGGGGCACCCAGCACCCCCCUCCCCAGGUGCCCAGGGUGGGGGGCAAGGC
Messenger RNA from Dryobates pubescens (Downy woodpecker), 2204 nucleotides. It is a transcript of the gene PGM2L1, whose product is annotated as phosphoglucomutase 2 like 1. Gene Ontology annotation, biological process: carbohydrate metabolic process. Gene Ontology annotation, molecular function: intramolecular phosphotransferase activity; glucose-1,6-bisphosphate synthase activity. The coding region runs from base 262 to 2130 and encodes 622 amino acids. Lineage: Eukaryota; Metazoa; Chordata; Aves; Piciformes; Picidae. The transcript is spliced from 14 exons. The record is from RefSeq and is a predicted model, not a curated record.